GUGGCGGGAUUUCUCCACCUGGCUGCUGCUGUCAGCUACUUCUGUCAGCUUUAGUUAUUCAGAUCAGUCGACAACGUCGUCAAACAUGAUGGCCACAAGCGCAGAGGGAACUCCGGCAAAAGUCAACGGCUCGACGGCGCCUUUAAACGGCAAAAUGGACGAUCAGCAACUUUUGGAACGCGGUGACGCGGAGGCGUCGAACGGGGUCGAGUCGCCCCACAGGCGCGCGGUGAGGUCCGGCUUCAGCGCGAAGCCGACUCUGGAGGACAUCCGACGGUUGCAAGCCGAGUUCACCGACGAGCGCGACUGGAGCAAGUUCCACCAGCCGCGGAGCCUUCUGCUGGCCAUGGUGGGCGAGGUGGGAGAGGUGUCGGAGCUGUUCCAGUGGCGGGGGGAGGUGGCUCCGGGCCUGCCGGGCUGGAGUGACUCGGAACGGCAGCACCUGGCGCAGGAACUCAGCGACGUGCUGAUCUACCUGGUGGAGCUUUCGGACGUGUGUGGCGUCGACCUCCCUCAAGCUGUUCUCCAGAAAAUGGCCUUGAACAGGAAGAAAUAUCCCGCGAGCAAGGUGCACGGAUCCGCCAAAAAGUACAAUGAAUACGAAGACUGACUUGAUUCAGGAGUUUAUAGUUUGCUUUAUACUUCAGUUGAACUACUGCUGAGCUUCUUUUUUUUUUCAUCAUGUGGACAAUGGACAACGGGAACCUUAACUUUUAUUGCUCUUAAGUCGUUUUUGAAGUGACGUUUAAUGCGUCUUUUAUAGGGGAAAAAAACAACUGUUAUUAUUGCUGCAUGCAGGUCGUUAUGUUGGGAGUUCUAAGAUAUUUAUCUCUUUACCUUGUGGAUUGACAUUUGGCAUUUUU
Molecule: messenger RNA, 863 nt
Organism: Synchiropus splendidus (mandarinfish)
Lineage: Eukaryota; Metazoa; Chordata; Actinopteri; Syngnathiformes; Callionymidae
Gene: dctpp1
Product: dCTP pyrophosphatase 1
Exons: 1
Coding region: 86-610 (174 amino acids)
Biological process (GO): nucleoside triphosphate catabolic process
Molecular function (GO): nucleoside triphosphate diphosphatase activity
Source: RefSeq, a predicted model, not a curated record